Magnusiomyces paraingens is the source of this 1923-nucleotide messenger RNA. RefSeq lists its product as uncharacterized. Lineage: Eukaryota; Fungi; Ascomycota; Dipodascomycetes; Dipodascales; Dipodascaceae. The record is from RefSeq and is a predicted model, not a curated record. The transcript has 2 exons. Bases 1 to 1923 code for a protein of 640 amino acids.
AUGAGCAUAUUUAACAUCGUCCAAGCUGCUGCUGCUGCUUCUGCUGCUUCUGCUGCUGCUUCGGCCGCUGCUGCUGAUGGACCAAGAGACCCUUGGGCUUCACAUACUCGUCAGUCAUCAUCAUCCCAUCUUGGAUCAUCAUCAACUACAUCAUCAUCAUCAUCAUCAUCAUCAAUUACAACCCCUCCAGCUUUACCUCAACAGAUUCAACCUCAGUUUAACAGAAGAUCUGUUUCUCUUUCAGCUUCUAUGAAUACCUUCCCUUCAUUAUCAUCCCAAGCCAUUGAUGAAGAACCUAUACUAUCUCACCACCAUUCUGACCUUUCGUUGGCUUUAUCCUCUCCAUCUCCAUUAUCAUCAGUCAACCAAAUUGAUCGACAAAUUAGUAACAGCAUCAACAUUAAUAAUACCAAUACCAAUAACAACAAUAACAAUAAUAGUUUGUUGACUAAUGGAAAUUCUGGUACAAAACCUACAGUUAGUGGUGGUUCUAAUAACGUCAUUGUCCCGUCAUCGCCAUUUAACAUUCCUCCACCAACUGCUUUCCAUGAACCUCAACGUAGAUUCACAUGGACUACAACAUCCAAUAACAAUACUUUAGUCGAUCUACCUGUUACUAAUCUUAGCAAUGCUCAAUUAAAUAGUGGUGGUAAUAAUAAUAAUAAUAAUAUUAGUAGUAGUAGUAGUAAUAACAACAAUUCAUUUGCUACUUCAGGGCUUCUUUCGUCAUUACCAAAAUAUAGAGAUUCCGCUAUAAUUCCACCGGGUCAACAACAACAACAACAACAACAUCAGCAGGCUUCGAUACCAAUACAACAACCAACUUCUAAUUCUUACCAACAACAACAACAACCUCAGCAGAUUCAAAAUAUAGGCAUUCUGUUAAAACGUCUAGAUGAUACCGUCUUUGAACUUAAGUCAGAGUUUCGAUUACUUUACCAAGAAAAUGAGCGUUUACGAUAUCAACUCAAGUGUAGAGAUGAACAACAACAUCUACAACAGCAAAAGCCAUUGCAACAGCCUUCAUGUCCUACAUCUCCUCAUUUUGAUGCUCAGCUACAAGAAACCCUAAAGAAGGAUCUCCUUCAUACGCUGGCCACUCCAGUUGCACCACCAACACUAACAACUUCAACUUCAACACCAUCAGCAAAUACCCAGCCAGGUGCCAUUGGAUCAAAGCCUGUUUCGGAACCAACAACAGUCAAGCAAACGUCUUUGCCAACUCAAACACCUAAACAACCAAUUCAUGAAGAACAAAAUCAAUACAACCUUCCAACCCACACAUCUCAAUCUCAAUCACAAUCUCAAUCACCCCCUAUAGACCCUAGCAAAAAGGUAAAACUUUUGAAAAAGGACCAGCAACCUCCGUCACAAUUGCAUUCAACAACUUGUUCAACCUCCUCUUCAACCUCCUCUCCUGCAUACUCCUCGCGCUAUGAAAAACCCCGAUAUAGUUCUUCCUCAUUUUCUACUACCCGAUCCCCACCAGAGUACCACCCUUCACCCUUUGGCUACGAAGCCGUUGUUUAUGGGGUCGAAAAAUCACUGACCAUGGAUCAGAUCCGCGAUGAUCUCGAGGCCAACGACGUGAUUCUAGCAUGCACGCCACGGCCCCUCAUGCGUGCAGACAAGUCAUCUCCACUCCCCGUGCACUCGGUUGUCAUCACGCUGGUCGACGAAGACACCUUUCGACAGUGCAUAGAGCACUCGCUGCCCAUCAACUACUCCAUGCGCCGUGUCAAGGCCCUUCGUUCUCAUCCACGAUCUAGAAAGCGUGGAGGCGGUAGCGGCGGCGGCGGCGGCAGCAGCAGCAGCGAGUGGCGUUCUGUCAAUUCUCAUCGGGUAUCCUACGAAAAUGAGCCUGAGUCGCAUGUCGACACCGAUGACGAUGACGACGAUGAAGAUGACUUUGACGAGGAAUGA